Molecule: messenger RNA, 3416 nt
Organism: Brienomyrus brachyistius
Lineage: Eukaryota; Metazoa; Chordata; Actinopteri; Osteoglossiformes; Mormyridae
Gene: mcph1
Product: microcephalin 1
Exons: 15
Coding region: 830-3160 (776 amino acids)
Biological process (GO): mitotic cell cycle
Source: RefSeq, a predicted model, not a curated record
GCGCACAUAACGUGGCUUUUUUAGCGGUAUCGUCGGCGUUUUUCACCUUUAAGAAGCGGCAUACGUUGGCGUGCGGGGUAUUCCGUUAGUCAGUGACACGCAAGGGCGCAUUUAACGGGCUUAACCAGCAGAUAGAAUACGUGUUACUAAGCGGCUAACUUUUAUAGCUUUUCUGUUUGUUCAUCGGCGUGACAGUUUUAUUUUUGUUUAAAACAAUGGUGUGGGUUAGUUAACAGGUACCGUGGUCAGUUACUUAGUUACUGCCGUAUUUUAAUAUAGCUAGUGAAAAGGUAGUUGGUGCUGGUUGGGAUUAGUGUGUGUUACGUAUUCACUUGUAUAUGUAUGUUUUUCAGAUCAGUGUACGGGAAAGUUUAGUUAACGCUGCGGAUCCGUCUUGUAGCCGCACUCAUACUUCAGCAGUGUGUGUGUUGGGGUUCUGGAGUUCUGACGUGUGAGCGAUUGGUGCCGGAACUAGACGGCACUUAUUGAUCUGGACCCUCCUCGGUGAUCACAUGUAUUAGAUCCUGUAUCUUAUUGGUAUUUUUUUGGGUGACGGGGUUUAAAGGGGGAAGAGCUGUUUGCCUGUAUUUGGGCCAAGGUGCACCCCAUCCUGGGUUGUUUCCUGCCUCGUGCCCAUUGCUUCCGGGAUAGGCUCCGGACCCCCUCGCGACCCAGUAGGAUAAGCGGUUUGGAAAAUGGAUGGAUGGGCCAAGGUGUGAGAUAAAGCUGACAACACGAUUGAUACCCUGUAGUUGCUGUGGUUCUGGCGCCAGGAGCAGAAACGCUGCAGCUCAGGAGCUGCUAAGGAGAGCUUGACAUCUGCAGCGCAAUGAUGUCAAAUCCCACAUCUGCUGUCCUCAAAGAUGUCAUCGCGUUUGUUGACGUCUGGUCCUCCAGCAAAACAGAGAAUUACUCUAAACCUUUCAUUAAGCAGUUACUGGAGAUGGGGGCAGAGGUGUCCAAGACUCUUAACAAGCAGGUGACCCACGUGGUCUUCAAACAUGGCCGACAGUCCACGUGGGAUAAAGCCAAGCAGUUGGGUGUCAAGCUGGUUUCAGUGCUCUGGGUGGAUAGGUGUAAAGACAGCGGUAAACAUGUCGAUGAAGGUUCAUGUCCGGCGAUUCAUGAGGAGAGCGUAGCAAAUAAAGUUCCUGGUAAACGAACGCAUCGGUGCAUGCAGCCCAGGGACGUCCCCAAGAUGACCCCAGAAAACAACUGGCGCAUGAAGAGGAAGCUGGAUCGCAUGAUGAAGGAGCUAGUACCCUCCUCACCUGUCCUUUCGGAUGUGUCGCCCUUCCUUAUUGACGAAGAGAGCGCCAUUGUGUACAGCCCCUCGUCCAGGAGGGCGGAUGCCAUGGCACAGCGUUUGAGGCAGAUGAAGCACAGCCGGGAAAACCUCUCUCCGACAGCCUCCCAGAUGACCACAUCGCAGUCGUCACCGCAGUUUUCCUUUGACGAGGCCCGUCUGGUUCAGCUGCCCUGCACCUCUUUCCUACAGGAAGAUGAGGAGUCUGAGUGCGACGUGUCUUUUUCUGGCCUCCGUACAACCUUCACACUCGAUGGCGAAGAGGAGCAGAAGCAGGGCUCCACCCCGGUGCCUUGUGAGGAAAAAGCAAAUCUUAAAAAUAAGAGGCCUUCAAAUUCCAGUGUUAAAUCAGCCCACGCGCAAAGGAACAUGCCAGGCCUCGAUGCUUUAUUCGCGGAGGAGCAGGGAGUCCGAGCGGCAGCUAAAAAACCCAGGAGUUCAGCCAUGACAGGAAAAAGGAGAGGGAGACGGACUAAGGAUGUGAUUCUUGGGGAAGAAUCACACAAUCAAGACGUCCAGACAACCCUGAAAAGCAGAGAUGAACGUAGGUCUCCCAGGCUUGCACCCUUGGGGGGUCGCAUGCGAAAGGGAGGCAGCCAGACAAUCCAGGACCCCCGAGAUCCUGCCCUACAUGUCUGUGGGGCUUCUUUGGUGGCGGAGGCAGACUCGGACACGAAGUGGAGACCCACCCUGCCUCUGAAGUCUGCUCUCUGGCCAGCGAGGUCCUUGGGUGCCGAUGCUGCAGGGAGCCCUGGUACACCAGCACGUUCCUCCACGGCAGACGAGGAAGGGGUGUUCGAGGAUUACUUCUCUCUGGCUAACCAGCCAGACCAGAGUGGCUAUGGGUGUACCCUCCCCAUCUGCCUGUCCCCUGAAUCCGAGUUUGUGGCACUGCCUCAGCUGGAGCUGGAACCUACCUCACGUAAAAGGAGGAGGACCAAGGGCAGUGACAGGGGCAGGAAAAGGCGGCAAGCCCCCGACAGUGCCGCCAGUGUCAUUUUGGAUGGGAAGCUAGAGACACCGCAGUCCUCCCUCAGUGGAAGCAGUGGCCAUACCGCUAGUCAGUCAAGUGGAUUGACAUUACUGGGCCCAAUCGCAGUGUGUGAAGGGGCCAGUGAGAGGGAGGAGCCUUGUCUUCUGGUCUCCAAAGAGGACGGCGACUUGAAUGUGGAAAGCUGCCGGGCUGCGUGUGUGACUGAUGUAAGCUGCAACUCCUCCAAAAUGUUUAGCAAGCGGGAAACGCAGGACAGAAAUGGGGGAUUGAAGGCCCAUGAAGAGAGGAAGGUGAGGAGGACGUUAGUGAUGACCAGCAUGUCGAGUGAGAAGCAGAGCACCGUCCUGCAGGUGGUGGAAACCCUGGGCGGCUUCUCGCUGGCGGACAGCGUAUGCGAGAGCACCACGCACGUGGUGACGGGCAGCCCCCGGCGCACCCUCAACGUGCUGUUGGGCAUCGCCCGUGGCUGCUGGAUCCUGUCCUUCGAAUGGAUCCUGUGGUGUCUGGAGCAUGGCCGCUGGAUCCCCGAGGAGCCCUAUGAGCUGUCCGACCACUUCCCAGCAGCCCCUAUCUGCCGUCUCCAGCAGCACCUGUCGGCCGGUGAGCAUCAGCAGGACCUCUUCUCAGACCAGCCAGCCAUGUUCGUAUCGCCGCACUCCCAGCCACCCAGCCUGAGCCUUGCCGAGCUGAUCCGGCUCUGCGGAGGCACCGUGUGCCGGAGCGUGAGGCAGGCCGGCCUCCUCAUCGGCGACUACCAUGGCAAGAAGCCGGCGGGGGCACGCAGACUGUCUGAGCAGUGGGUGCUGGACUGUCUAACUCACCUCAAGCAACUGCCCUACGACAGUUACGACCUAGACUGAAACGCCAGACCUAGACGCCAGCGGAGGUGUGCAGUCGCUGUACAGCCAUCGCUUAAUGGGAGGCGCCUGAGGGACCUUCAGAAUGAAUGCUUCCCCAUCCCGUUAUGUGUUUCAUCUCUGCAUUCGAGCCUUGAACUCCCGUUACAUGUUUUAUAAAUUUGUACUUUUACUAAACGUAAAGCAGUAAGUCAUGUCGAAAGGGUUUUACUGUGAAAGACAUGGUGCAUCAAUAAUAAAAAAUUCUUGUUUAAUAUUA